GGGCUGGAAAAUCCCUCUCCAUGAAAAUCUCAGUUCCCUCUCCAUGAAAAUCCCAGUUCCCUCUCCAUGAAAAUCCCAGUUCCCUCUCCUCCCGGCGCUGGAAUUCCAGCUAGGAACAGGGAAUUGUCCCUUCCCGCAGCCCGGGUUCAGAUCCAGGGAUUUGAGCGCCGCCGCUGCCAGAACCAGCCUGGCCCUGCUGCUCCAGCCGGGAAUUCUGCCAGGAAUGCUGCCGGGAAUUCUGCCGGGAGCGCCGCUUCCCCCUCGGGAUGCGCCGCUUUUCCUGCGGGAAUGACCCCAAACCCCGGGCCCGGGGGAGAGGAGCCGCUCCCGGGUAAAUCCCGGAGGAAUUCGGGAUGGAAGCCGCGCGUGCGGAGGGAGCCGCUGGAAUUCUUCGCUCCCAGGGUGCUUCUGGGAUUUGGAGCCCCCCAAACCUGGAUUUGGGAUUUGGAGCCGCCCCCCGCCGGGCACGUGGAGGUUUUGCACCUCGAAAUUGGGGAGUGUUUCCUAAAUCCAGUUUUCUGGCGACCGCGGCAGGACUCCGAAGGCAGCUGGGGCGGUUCGCGUUUCGAUCCACUCCACGCCGGCACCGAGGGAUUCUCGGGAAGUCAUCGGCUCGUGCCCGACCCCUGCGCCUGGCGGACGACUGCGAAAGGUAAGCCCGAAGGUGCUUUAUUUUCCUGGUUUGGGUGCCUGCCCAUAAGCCGAGGUGGCAAUCCUCGCCGGGUUGGGCUAAGACGUCUGGUUGGUCUGGGAAGCCUCGGCGCCGGCUGUCAGACGCGGCGAAAGCUGCGCAGGUCCGGCACUUGCCCCUCGCGGCGUCGAGAAGCGGCAAGUUGGUAUUGGUCUGGUAUUUAUUCUGGUAUUUAUUUUGCUGUGUGAAUGUGAGUAUGUGGUAUGAUUGAUUUGUUGAACUGUCAAUAUUGACUGGGGUUAUUAUUGUUUUGUACGCUGCUGCAUAUUAGUUGUUGUUGAGUUGUUGUACAGCUGUAGGUGAAACCGGUUCAAAAUGCCAUUUAGAGCUCUUAAGUCUAUGGUUCAGUUCUCUAAGGGUAUACCUGAAAAUACUCCGUUAGGAUGUUUAUUGAAAAGGUGGAAGAGUGAAAGGUUUUUCCAAGAGAUGAAUAAAGACAAAAUGAUUGAAUAUUGUAAUCAUUGGUGGCCAGAAUAUGAGCGAGAGGGGCCGGCAUGGCCAGAAAAUGGUACUGUGGAUUAUGAUACCCUGAAUGCACUAAUGCAGUAUUUAAAGGAAAAUGAAAAAUGGGAUGAAGUACAGUAUUUGGACUUGUUUUAUUUACUGCGCAGUAAAAAGGAGUGGCAGACUGAAUGUGGAAUAAUGGUAUUGGAGAUGAAAGAAUCUGGGUGUGGGAGCUGUAGAGGGAGAUCUAAAUGUGUUCAGUGCUUAGCCUUAACCUCUCGACCAGAGGAGGAUUUGUCUUUAAUGGUGUCACCCGGAGCGCCGUCCGCCCCACCCUCCCCUGCUGCCUCAGCACCCCCUGCCGCCUCGGUGUCCCCUGCCGCCUCGGUGUCCCCUGCUGCCUCAGCAUCCUCUGCUGUCACCUCCUUCCGCUGUUUCACCCCUCCCCUCUGUUUCACCCUAUUCCUCUUUGUGUCCGCCGGUGCCGGAGAGCAGUGCAGGGGAGGAAGGGGAGGGGGGGCAGGACAAAGGAGGCAAACAUAACAGUAGUACCAGGGAAUGCUAAAAAAGUUGUUGUGCGUCCCCCAACACCUUCCCCUGUUUCUCCCCAAAAUCGGUGAAAUACUCCACUCGCGGCACGAACUAGGCAAGGACGUAAGAAUCCCAGGGAACCCCAGCUCAUUGCCCCUUUAAGGGAAGCUAUGGAGCCCCAAGGAGAGAAGGUGCUCGUGAAAGUGCCUUUCUCCCCAGGAGAUCUGGUGAUUUGGAAACAGUCAGCAGGGAGUUACCGUGAGAAUCCUGAAAGAGUAGCACGGGUGGUUGGGAUGAUUGUUAAAACACAGAAUCCAGAUUGGAUCGAUGUGCAGGUUUUGUUGGACACCCUGGUGGACUCCACCGAAGGGGAGAUGGUGCUGCGGGCAAUGGAGGAGCGUGCUCGGGGGGUGGUCGGGCUGCAUCCAGGCAGAGGAGCUUUGGGAGACUUGGUGCCCAGUGAUGAUCCAGGGUAAGAUCCGAAUGAAAAUGAAGGAAAGGAAUCUAUCAGAGAAUAUCAGGAGUUGUUAGUGGAAAGAAUUAGGACUGGAAUGCCCAAAACACUAAACUGGUCAAAAUUGUAUUCAGUGAGACAAGAUAAGAAUGAAUCACCCUCGGCAUUUUUAGAACGACUUAAAGAAACAGCCAGGCAAUUCACAGAUUUGGAAAUUGAUAGUGAAGCAGGAAAAUUGCAGCUUGCCUUAAUCUUUUUAGGUCAGACCCAGGAAGAUAUUCGUAAGAAACUGCAGAAAUUAGAGAGACAGGAUACUCGGGAUUUGGAUAAAAUGCUAGAAAUAGCUUGGAAGGUUUACAAUAACAGAGAAAAAGAAGCUAACAAAAAGCAACAAGCGAGCCUGUUGGCAGUGCUGCAGCAAACGAACGCUGGGAGAGGAAGGGGUAGAGGUGGUUUCGGGCAAGGGCGAGAGCAAGGAAGGGCAGGAUUUCAAAAAAUGGGAACAGGAGGAAGAGGGAUGGUUUCCCCAGGACUCCAACAGGAGGGGCUUGCCUCUAAUCAAUGUGCUUUCUGCCGACAAAUAGGACAUUGGAAAAAUGAGUGUCCUGUGAAAGCUGGGCUGGGAGGGGUAUCUGGUAAUUCAGGGGGUUACCCGAUGAAUCCAGAAGGGGUUGCCCAAGCAUUGGUGUUGAGCAACUAUCAGAAUCAGAGCUGACUAGAGGAAGGUCUGACUGUGGUGCUUGAAGUUGAUGGGAAAAAGGAAGCAUUUACAGUGGAUACGGGCGCUACCCAUUCUGUUCUGAAUAAACGGUUAGGACCUUUGAGUGACACUACCAUACAAGCAGUGGGGGCAACAGGACAAGUAGAAGAAAGACCCUUUUUGCAGCCUUCACACUUAAGAUUUGGAGGAAAAGAAUGGGAUCACCAAUUUUUAUAUAUGCCCAACUCCCCUAAACAUCUUUUCGGGAGAGACUUACUGUCAUUUUUGAAUGUCAAGAUAUCCUUUGAUCAAGGGAGGGUGAAAUUAGAAUUCCCAGAAAAGGAGAUUGCUAAGCUUUUUGUGAUUAGAGAAGUAGACCCCUCUCCAAUACCUAAAGAAAUUGAAGAUGCAGUAGUUCCCUGGGUAUGGGAAACAAGAAAUCCAGGACGGUCCAAAGCAGCGGAGCCGGUAGUGGUAGAACUAAAAGAAGGGCAAAACCAGUCAGGGUAAAACAAUAUCCAAUUAAAUUGGAAGCAAGAAAAGGGGUAGCACCUUUGAUCACUCAGUUCCUAGCCCAAGGAAUUUUACAAGAGAGUGAGUCAGAAUACAACACUCCAAUUUUUCCCGUACAAAAACCAAAUGGUAAGUACAGGUUAGUACAAGAUUUGAGAGCUAUUAAUGAAAUAGUAAAGGACAUUCACCCAGUGGUGGCUAACCCGUACACAUUGUUAACAUCUGUGUCCGAAAGAUUUAAAUGGUUUUCUGUGAUUGAUCUCAAAGAUGCAUUCUUCUGCAUCCCUCUGGCAUUGGAAAGCAGAAAACAUUUUGCAUUCGAAUGGGAGAGUCCCGACACUGGAAGAAAGAGACAGCUCACCUGGUCUCGGCUGCCUCAAGGUUUCAAAAACAGUCCUACGAUAUUUGGAAAUCAGCUGGCAAAGGAAUUGGAAGUAUAGAAGACAACGGAGGUAAGAGAAUCUCCUUUCUCUUAUGUAGUAUUGCAGUAUGUGGAUGAUAUCUUUCUAGCAACAGAAGAACAAGAAAUUUGCCUCCGGUUGACAAUUGCACUGUUGAACAUGCUAGGCCAAGCUGGCUACCGGGUAUCAAAGGAGAAGGCCCAGCUGGUGAAACAAAGUGUUAUUUACCUGGGAUGUGAAAUUACACAGGGUCAGAGAAAAUUAGGAAUCAAUCGAGUAGAAGCUCUCUGUGCUAUACCCCAGCCGAGGAACCACCACGAACUGAGGUCCUUUUUAGGAAUGGUAGGAUGGUGCAGGCUGUGGAUUUUGAAUUUUGGGCUCUUAGCUAAGCCCUUAUAUGAGGCCCUGAAAGAACCGCAGCUACACUGGGACCGACAAAGAAAAAAGGCUUUUGAAGACUUAAAACAGGCCUUGAAAGAAGCCCCUGCGUUAGGCCUCCCAGAUCUCAACAAAGAUUUUCAGUUAUAUGUGAAUGAAAGGCAAAAAUUAGCACUUGGGGUGCUGGCUCAGAGACUCGGAUCCUGGAAACGCCCGGUGGGGUAUUUCUCGAAGCAACUGGACCCAGUUAGUGCUGGAUGGCCGUCAUGCUUGCGGGCAGUUACGGCCACAGUGAUCCUCAUCCAGGAGGCCAGAAAAUUGACUUUGGGGAGGAAAAUAGAGGUAUUUGUGCCUCACAUGGUACUGGCAGUUCUGGAACAAAAGGGGGGUCACUGGCUUUCGUCCAGCAGGAUGCUGCAAUACCAAGCCAUCCUGAGAGAACAGGACGAUGUGGAGCUGAAAAUGACUGAUCAUGUUAACCCAGCAGAAUUUCUCCGCAGUGAGCAGGAAGAAGGAGAACUGGCACAUGAUUGCAUGGAAGGGAUUGAGCAGGUGCAUGCUAGCAGAAUCGAUUUAAAGGACACCCCAAUGGAGGACCCGGACUGGGAAUUGUUUACUGAUGGAUCCAGUUUUGUGGAGAACGGAACCAGGUAUGCAGGGUAUGCUGUAACAACAGUAAAAACCGUGGUAGAGGCAAAAGCCUUGACUCCCGGAACCUCAGCCCAACGAGCAGAAAUUAUUGCAUUAACAAGAGCUUUAGAAUUAAGCAAGGAGAAAAAAGUGAACGUUUGGACUGAUUCCAAAUGUGCCUUCAGAGUCGUCCACAUUCAUGGAGCUUUGUGGAAAGAACGAGGGUUGUUGAACUCUCAGGGAGUUACUAUCAAAUAUAAAACUGAAAUUCUUGCUCUACUGGAUGCAGUCCACCAACCUGUGAAGGUGGCGGUGAUGCAUGUUAGAGGACAUCAGAAGGAAGAAGGAAAAAUUUACGAAGGGAACCGGAUGGCAGACUGGACAGCCCGAGAUGUAGCCAGACAAGUAUGGACUCAGAUGGCCCUGAUACCAACUAAGGUGAGCCCAGUAACCCCACAUCUAUUGCAGGAACCAAAGUACUCUCCAGACGAUGAAAAACUGGCAUCAUUGCUGCUAGCCCAAAGAAAUGCAACCGGAUGGUCUGUAACAGGAACGGGACAAGUUGUAGUGCCUGCCAGAAUCAUGAAGGCAAUCCUGGAAACAGAACAUCAUAAAUGCCACUGGGGAGCGGAAGCAUUGGUAAAAUUUCUAAAAGGAGAAGUGAUUUCUAACCAGAUGUUAACAUUGGCAAAACGGGUAAAUGGCAUGUGUCCAAUUUGUUUAAAGAAUAACCCAAUAGUUAGAAAACAGAUUCAGCUAGGGAAAUUGCAGAUGGGACCAGAACCAGGAGAUUACUGGCAAGUGGAUUUUUCAGAGUUACCAAAAGCGCAGAAUUACAAAUAUCUUUUAGUGUAUGUAUGCACCUUUUCAGGCUGGCCUGAAGCCUUCCCUUGCCGAACAAAUCAAGCAAAAGAAGUGGUCAAAACACUGUUGAGGGAAAUCAUUCCAAGAUUCGGGGUGCCGUUAGGACUGUCAUCAGAUAGAGGCCCACAUUUUAUAACAGGAAUUGUACAAGAAGUGGCCAGGGUACUAAACAUAUCCUGGAACCUACACACCCCAUGGCCACCUCAAUCUAGUGGCCAGGUAGAGCAGAUGAAUCAAACAAUCAAAGGACAAAUUAAGAAAAUUUGCCAAGAGGCAAAAAUACAGUGGCCACAGGCAUUGCCGUUAGCAUUGCUCAGAGUUAGAAUCAAACCCAGAGAGCGGGUGGGAGUUAGAACAUAUGAAAUUCUAUACAGGAAACCAUAACCCUGCUACUGUGUUAAAAGGGGAUCUGCAUGUGCAAGGUGAUCAGACAAUAUUCAGUUAUGUCAUGUCAUUAAAUAAAAUCCUUAAUGCCUUAAGGGGAACUCUGCAAUAGAACCGACCUAUGCCACUGGAGAAUCCGGUGCAUGACAUUCAACCAGUAGAAAAAGAUAUCUCUCAAUUAGAAAUCAUUGAAUCCAAAACAAAAGAUAUUGAAAAGGAAGCACAACAUAAUUGGAUCGGAGAAAUUUUUGAAUCUUUAGGGCUUCAGGUUUCUGGAUGGGUUUCAUCUGUAAUACAGUACAUUUUGUUGAUUGUAAUUCUGUUAUUAAUUGUUUGGCUAGUAUAUAAGUGUGUUUUAGGAGUCAUCGAGAAAGAAACAAAACGUACCAGAAGAGUGAUGAAAGCCUUGACAAGAACCAACGAGAUGCAACUGUCUCACUUGACUCCCCCGAAAUAUGAAGAUGUCAUUAGGCGAGAGAACUCAGCAUUUGAAAGACCCGAUGACGACUGAGAAUUGAGCAUCCUUGCAGAAGACUGAAGAAUGCUCAAAAGGGGGGAAGUUGUUGCCAUUUGAUUAAAAUAAACUGUAUUUAGCUAGUAGAGAACCUUAUAGUUGACAUUAGUAGUCGUAGUCAUGCUAAGGCUUGGUAGGCCGUGUGUAACCUGCAGAUGAACUUUAUGGUGAAACUUGUCAUGUAAGCAGUGUAGCUAAGAGAUAAUCACUUAUCUAAGGAAUGUACUUUUUGGCAGGAACCUAAAUGUCAAGAAGAUAGUAGUACCAGGUGUUAAAAUUAAGAUUUUGUUGCGAUGAAGAAAUCAUGUAAAGAAACAUAUAAAAACCCGGUGAAAUUUCUGUGAGAUGGGGCUCUGAUCUUGGACGCUAGUCCACGGCUCCCAGGGCCCUCAAUAAAGCACCGCAUAAACGACCUCGGUUGUUUGUGUUUUCCUCGGAUCGGGCAACAUGUCCAGCAGGC
Messenger RNA from Prinia subflava (tawny-flanked prinia), 6964 nucleotides. RefSeq lists its product as uncharacterized. The transcript is spliced from 3 exons. The record is from RefSeq and is a predicted model, not a curated record. Gene Ontology annotation, molecular function: nucleic acid binding; RNA-DNA hybrid ribonuclease activity. Gene Ontology annotation, biological process: DNA integration. NCBI's taxonomy places the organism in Eukaryota, Metazoa, Chordata, Aves, Passeriformes, Cisticolidae. The coding region runs from base 3894 to 5990 and encodes 698 amino acids.